CGAAGCUGAGCGGGCCCGGUUUCCAGCCGGGCCGCUUUGCCAGCCGGGCCUCAGCAUGGCUGCCCCCAGGGCCGCGGGCCUGGCAGCCACCGUGCGUCCGCUUUCCUGACAGCUCGCGGCGUCUGUGGUCUCCCUCUCUUUCCCAGGCCUCUCCAGCGGACAUGUUUGCCAAGGCCUUUCGGGUCAAGUCCAACACGGCCAUCAAGGGGUCGGACAGUGGAAAGACAUGCCUCAGGAACAUGUGAAAAUAGAUGAGACACUGGAUGAGAAAGAUAAUGGGAUGUUUUGGAAGAGUGUGUGAGAAUAGGGCAUCAUCUACCAGACUUCCUUGGUCCUCAUGACUUUAUAGAGAAAGCUUCGGGCUGAUGUGGCAGCUGUUUUCCCCACUCUUGGAACCGAUCAGGUCUCUGAGUUAGUGCCUGGAAAGGAAGAGCUCAACAUUGUAAAGCUGUAUGCUCACAGAGGAGAUGCAGUGACUGUUGUAUACCUUGUGGUCUUAUCCCGAUCUUCUACCAACGUUUACAACAUGGCCUCUGGUGCUUGAAAAACUGGUGGGGGGAGCAGAUCUGAUGCUGCCGGGACUGGUGGUGCCCCCUGCUGGCCUGCCCCAAGUACAGAAGGGCGACCUCUGUGCCGUAGCGUUGGUGGGGAACAGAGCCCCCGUUGCCGUCGGAGUCGCUGCGAUGUCCACAGCUGAGAUGCUGACCUCGGGUCUGAAGGGAAGGGGCUUCUCUGUGCUCCACACCUACCAGGACCACUUGUGGCGAUCUGGAAACAAAUCCAGUCCACCGUCCAUUGCCCCUCUGGCCCUGGACGCCCCCGAUCUCAGUGAAGGGAAAGGAUGUGUCAAGGCCGACACCACCCUGGAGGGCGACAUGAGGCAGCUGACCCUGGAGGAGGAGGAGGAGGAAGAGGAGGAGGUCCAGCGGAGGUGUGAGAAGUCCCCGUCAGAAGCCAAGGAAGACCCCGGCCCUGGGGGCCUGCACGUGGACCCCACGGACAGCAAGACCCUUCAGGAGCAAAUGGACGAGCUGCUGCAGAGAUGCUUCUUGCAUGCUUUGAAGUGCUGUGUCAGAAAGGCUGACCUCCCGUUGCUCACCAGCACUCUCCUGGGUAGCCACAUGUUCUCCUGCUGCCCUGAAGGACGGCAACUGGACAUAAAGAAGUCAAGCUACAAAAAGCUCUCUAAGUUCCUGCAGCACAUGCAGCAGGAGCAGAUUAUACAGGUGCAGGAGCUGAGCAAAGGGGUGGAGAGCAUUGUGGCCGUGGACUGGAAGCACCCGAGGAUCACAUCUUUCGUCAUACCCGAGCCCUCCCUGACCUCCCAGACAAUCCAGGAGGGUAGCAGGGGACAGCCCUAUCACCCUCCAGAUAUAAAACCCCUCUACUGUGUCCCAGCCAGCAUGACCCUGCUCUUCCAGGAGUCUGGCCACAAGAAAGGGAGUGUCCUGGAGGGCAGUGAAGUCCGAACAGUCGUCAUCAACUACGCCAAGAAAAAUGACCUGGUGGAUGCAGACAACAAGAAUCUCGUGAACUUGGAUCCCAUCCUCUGUGACUGCAUCUUAGAGAAGGAUGAACAGCACACGGUCAGGAAGCUUCCGUGGGACAGUCUCCUGAGCAGAUGUUUGGAAAGAUUGCAGCCUGCCUAUCAAGUGACCUUUCCGGGACAAGAGCCCACUGUGAAGAAAGGCAGGGUCUGCCCAAUUGAGAUCACCCUAGCACAGAGAGCUUCGAACAAAAAGGUGACCGUGGUCCGGAACUUGGAGGCCUAUGGCCUGGACCCGUGCUCGGUGGCUGCCACCCUCCAGCAGCGCUGCCAGGCUAGCACCACCGUCACUGCUGCCCCGGGGCUCAAGGACAGCCUGCAGGUUCAGAUCCAGGGCAACCAGAUCCACCACCUUGGCCGGCUGUUGCUGGAAGAGUAUCGGCUGCCUCGAAAAUACAUCCAAGGCCUGGAGAAGGCCCCUAAGCCUGGCAAGAAGAAAUGACAGACUCUUGUUUCAUGUGGUUGAUCCAGUGGAAAUCCAGGCUCUGGGCUGGUAAUUUAUAUGAGUAUUUUCUGUUUUUGCAAACUAAAAAAAAUAUAUAUAUAUAUAAUUCUUUACCAAAAUAAAUUUUUAUUCUAAUCUGAA
Molecule: messenger RNA, 2132 nt
Organism: Dama dama (fallow deer)
Lineage: Eukaryota; Metazoa; Chordata; Mammalia; Artiodactyla; Cervidae
Gene: EIF2D
Product: eukaryotic translation initiation factor 2D
Exons: 16
Coding region: 570-1988 (472 amino acids)
Biological process (GO): formation of translation preinitiation complex; translational initiation
Molecular function (GO): translation initiation factor activity; RNA binding
Source: RefSeq, a predicted model, not a curated record